Molecule: messenger RNA, 1230 nt
Organism: Jaminaea rosea
Lineage: Eukaryota; Fungi; Basidiomycota; Exobasidiomycetes; Microstromatales
Product: S-adenosyl-L-methionine-dependent methyltransferase
Exons: 1
Coding region: 1-1230 (409 amino acids)
Molecular function (GO): S-adenosylmethionine-dependent methyltransferase activity
Source: RefSeq, a predicted model, not a curated record
AUGUCAGCUGAGCAAGCCUUCGGUGAUGCGUCUUUUAACGUGGAACGCUACCUCUCCAAUAGGCCGCGAUACCCGGAGCACCUCUACGAGUGGAUCCGCCGGUACGUGGCCCGCAAUGCGGCCCUGUCACCACCAGCGGAGCGCACUCUCUUAGAUCUGGGAUGCGGACCAGGAUUCGCAGCUUUUCCGCUCUUGCGAGACUACGCAAGAAAGGAGCUGAUCGGCAUUGAUACAGGCAAAGGGAUGGUAGAGACUGCGCCCAAGGCGCUGACUGCUUGGGUCGCACAGAAUCGCGGUCAGAUGGAAGGCAUCAACAGCAUAAGGGCGCCGCGCUUUCUUGUCGGGUCUUCAAAUGACUUAAGCGGGCUGGUCAAAGAUCAAGAGGUGGAUGUGGUGAUUGCAGCUACGGCGGCGCAUUGGUUCUCGUACAAGGAAACGUGGAGCGAACUCACCCGCGUUGUCAAACCCGGAGGAGCAGUCAUCUGGUGGACGUACGGGGAGCACUACUUACCGGCUCAUCCGGAGCUUCAAGAGGAUAUCUACGCCUUCAUGCAAGGAGGAGAGGGCCAAGAUCAGAACCAACAGGGCUCUAUUGGCCCUUACUUCCCUCAGCCAGGCCGGACGUAUCUCACCAAGCUGCUCCAGCCUGUUCCCUUCCCUCACGAGGUUGCCUCCUUUGAGGCAGGUAAAGGCGCAGCGCUCAGCGGGGAGGACAUAGCCCAGUGGAACCUCGAAAGUUCAACGAGACAUUUUCAUCCGCUCGUAGACGGAGGUCGAGCCGAUCUCUCCUGGCUCAAAUCGCAGGCGCAAGCGAACGCGGAACCCUUGCAAGACCAUCACUCGUCUUGGCAAGAGCAGCUCGAGCGCCUGCAAAGCGGCACUAGCACCCCUUCAGCGAACCGCAAUGAUCUCUCCUCUCCGCCGCGCCUUGAACAAAUAUGGACGUGGGAGCAGUACGAAGGCUACAUAAGGUCGAGCUCAGCCCUUCAUGCGUAUCUGAAGGCUCAUCCGGAAGAGAAGGAGGGUGAUGGGGAUAUUGUGAGUCGUUUUGUGACGGAGAUCAGGGGGAAAGUGCUAGCAUUGAGAAGGGAGAAGAGGGAGGCUAGAGAACGUGACAUUGACAAAAGCGCGGCGGAGAAGAGAGAGGGGAAGCUGCAUCAAGGGUUGAGCGACGACAAGGUCCGAGUAGCGUGGCCAUUGGGGAUAAUGGCCAUCGCAAAGAAGGCUUGA